CACACACUUAUUUUGGAUUUCAUACACUGAAUUACGGCAGGUGUUCAGUUUGCAUAUUGGUUAUAGGUGUGGUCAAAUUACAUUAUAUAACUGACACAUGCCCAUAACCAGACCAAAUCCAUCAGAAAAAGAGAGAUCACACAGACUCAUCUGCACAGCCAACAUGCUGCAGUUCCUGAUUCUCUUUCUGCUUCUGGACACAAGAACUGUCACUGGUGAAGGUGAUAUCAGGUUAGUGAAUGGCAGUAACUCAUGUUCAGGACGAGUGGAGGUUCUCUAUAAUGGGACAUGGGGAACAGUGUGUUCAGAUAACUGGGAUCUUUUAGAUGCUGCAGUGGCAUGCAGAAAUCUGGGCUGUGGAAAUGCUAUAGAUGUAACGUUUAAUGCAACUUUUGGAGAAGGUUUAGGACAAAUAUGGCUGGAUGAUUUAGCUUGUGAUGGCACAAAGUCCUCAUUUUUAACCUGUGCAGUACCAUCAUGGGGAGUGAACUACUGUGGACAUAGCCAAGACGCUGGAGUCAUUUGUCAAGCCUCUGUUAGAUUAGUAAACGGCUUCAGCUCUUGUUCUGGACGAGUGGAGGUCCUUCAUGAUGGUCAAUGGGGAACAGUGUGUUCAGAUUCCUGGGAUCUGUCAGAUGCUGCAGUUGCAUGCAGAGUUUUGGGCUGUGGAGAUGCUAUUGAGGUAAAGACUGAUGCAUUUUUUGGAGAAGGUUCAGGACAAAUGUGGUUGGAUGGUUUGGCAUGUAAUGGAACUGAGCCUACAUUUUCAUACUGUGGAGAACCAUCAUGGGGAGUAAACACCUGCGGACAUAGCCAAGAGGCUGGAGUCAUUUGUCAAGCCUCUGUUAGGUUAGUAAACGGUUUCAGCUCUUGUUCUGGACGAGUGGAGGUCCUUCAUGAUGGUCAAUGGGGAACAGUGUGUUCAGAUUCCUGGGAUCUGUCAGAUGCUGCAGUUGCAUGCAGAGUUUUGGGCUGUGGAGAUGCUAUUGAGGUAAAGACUGAUGCAUUUUUUGGACAAGGUUCAGGACAAAUAUGGUUGGAUGAUUUGGCAUGUAAUGGAACUGAGCCUACAUUUUCAUACUGUGGAGAACCAUCAUGGGGAGUAAACACCUGCGGACAUAGCCAAGAGGCUGGAGUCAUUUGUCAAGCCUCUGUUAGGUUAGUAAACGGGUACAGCUUUUGUUCUGGACGAGUGGAGGUCCUUCAUGAUGGUCAAUGGGGAACAGUGUGUUCAGAUAACUGGGAUCUGUCAGAUGCUGCAGUUGCGUGCAGAGUACUGGGCUGUGGAGAUGUUAUUGAGGUAAAGACUGAUGCAUUUUUUGGACAAGGUUCAGGACAAAUAUGGCUGGAUGAUUUAGCUUGUAAUGGAAAUGAGCCUACAUUUUCAUCCUGUGGAGGACCGCCAUGGGGAGCAAACAACUGUGGACAUAGUCAAGACGCUGGAGUCAUUUGUCAAGCAUCUGUUAGGUUAGUAAACGGCUUCAGCUCUUGUUCUGGUCGAGUGGAGGUUCUUCAUAAUGGGACAUGGGGAACAGUGUGUUCAGAUAACUGGGAUCUGUCAGAUGCUGCAGUUGCGUGCAGAGUACUGGGCUGUGGAGAUGCUAUUGAGGUAAAAACUGAUGCAUUUUUUGGACAAGGUUCAGGACAAAUAUGGCUGGAUGAUUUAGCUUGUAAUGGAAAUGAGCCUACAUUUUCAUCCUGUGGAGGACCGCCAUGGGGAGCAAACAACUGUGGACAUAGUCAAGACGCUGGAGUCAUUUGUCAAGCAUCUGUUAGGUUAGUAAACGGCUUCAGCUCUUGUUCUGGUCGAGUGGAGGUUCUUCAUAAUGGGACAUGGGGAACAGUGUGUUCAGAUAACUGGGAUCUGUCAGAUGCUGCAGUUGCGUGCAGAGUACUGGGCUGUGGAGAUGCUAUUGAGGUAAAGACUGAUGCAUUUUUUGGACAAGGUUCAGGACAAAUAUGGCUGGAUGAUUUAGCUUGUAAUGGAAAUGAGCCUACAUUUUCAUCCUGUGGAGGACCGCCAUGGGGAGCAAACAACUGUGGACAUAGUCAAGACGCUGGAGUCAUUUGUCAAGCAUCUGUUAGGUUAGUAAACGGCUUCAGCUCUUGUUCUGGUCGAGUGGAGGUUCUUCAUAAUGGUGUAUGGGGAACAGUGUGUUCAGAUUACUGGGAUCUGUCAGAUGCUGCAGUUGCAUGCAGAGUACUGGGCUGUGGAGAUGCUAUUGAGGUAAAGACUGAUGCAUUUUUUGGAGAAGGUUCAGGACAAAUAUGGCUGGAUGAUUUAGCUUGUAAUGGAAAUGAGCCUACAUUUUCAUCCUGUGGAGGACCGCCAUCGGGAGCAAACAACUGUGGACAUAGCCAAGACGCUGGAGUCAUUUGUCAAGCUAAAUCUUCUGUUAGGUUGGUAAAUGGCAGUGACAUUUGUUCUGGACGAGUGGAGGUUUAUCAUGAUGGUCAAUGGGGAACAGUGUGUGAUGAUGGCUGGGAUCUAUCAGAUGCUGCAGUGGUGUGUAGAGAACUGGAUUGUGGAUAUGCUAAAGAUGCAAAGUCUAAUGCUUAUUUUGGACAAGGUUCAGGACGAAUAUGGCUGGAUGAUGUUACUUGUACUGGAACCGAGUCUACUCUAAAAAGCUGUAGAUCAAAUACAUGGGGAGUACACAACUGUGUGCAUGGUGAAGAUGCUGGAGUCAUCUGUCAAAAUAACUUCACCUAUAUCAAUGAAUCAAAAAGCUGGAUUGAUGCACUGAAGUAUUGCCAAACUCAUCAUCAGACUCUUGCUCACAUAUUAAAUGCUACAGCACAGAUGCACAUUACACGGAUGCUGCAGGGUAUAGAAAUUACCAAUGGCGUGUGGAUAGGACUUCAAAGAAAAAUGCUCAUCAAUUCAUCCCCUUGGCUGUGGACUGAUGGGUCUCUUGUAAACUUUGCUUUUUGGCAUCCCAGUUUUUCAAUGAAUCGACAAGGCAGGUUUUGUGGAAAACUGCUUAAGAAUACAAGAAGUAACACAUUUGGAUGGGUGGAUGAUUGCUGCUUUCAGAGGCUUCCUUUCAUCUGUCAGGGAUGAAACACUUGGUGCGCUUCUUCCAACAUUUGACUCUGUGGCUGAUGCUGACAGAAAUUUAGGCUGUCAUGACCAUUUUUUCAUCUUUCUUUCUAAAUUUGUUACAAUAAAAUGCUCUGGUGGGUGGUAGGUAACUCCGUAUAAAUAUUAAUGAUAAGUGAAAUCUUGAAAUCUUAUAAAAAUAUCCUUUAAUAUCCUUUGUUUGUCAGCUUAUAUGAAAUGUAUGUCUACUAAAUCAUUACAAAGUAAAUGUUGGCUAAUUUGUUUAAUUUAAUACAGAAUUAUAUUAUUGUAAGGGUUUUGUCUCGUGUUCUGUUUUGUUUUGAACUUUUAUUUUGAUAUCUUGUCUUGUCACGUUACAAUUAUUAAAUUUUUAUUUUAUUUUAUUUGAUAUCAUAUUUUACAAUAAAUUUUUUUGCAAAAUAUUUUAAUACAGGCCUAAUAAUAAAAACAACAAC
Molecule: messenger RNA, 3519 nt
Organism: Misgurnus anguillicaudatus (oriental weatherfish)
Lineage: Eukaryota; Metazoa; Chordata; Actinopteri; Cypriniformes; Cobitidae
Source: RefSeq, a predicted model, not a curated record